AUGUCCACGUUUGGGGGCAUCGUGUCCGAAUUCCCAGAAAUUCGAACGAACUUCGCCGUGAAGCUAAUGGUGUCUAGCGUCUACUGUUCUGCCGCGACGCGCGAGAUAUUGCUGCGGCUGGAGCGAUACCCAUGUCGCCUCAACUAUGCCAAAGGGCUGUUGGAAGCGAGGCAGCAAACAUACAAGCACUUGAGCAGCCUGCUGAAGCCGAUACCGUUGGAAACGCCUACGACGCUGGAGUUGGCACCUAAUCUUGAAUUGCAAGUGACCCUGUUCGAUGCGAAUCACUGCCCUGGGGCAGUCAUGUUCUUGAUUGAGCGCAAUGACACGGCAAUCCUGUAUACCGGCGACAUACGAAGUGAGCCUUGGUUUGUUAAUUCGAUUUCCAGGCAUCCAGUUUUGAUUGAGUAUACUUCGGGCAUCCGUACACUGGACAAAAUCUACCUCGACACGUCCUUUACAAAAGAUGUCCCGUUUCAGACCAAGAGCCAGGGCAUCUCCGAGUUGCUGCGAAAAGUAGCAUUGUAUCCGGCGGAUACGGUAUUCUAUUUCCAAGCCUGGACCUAUGGCUACGAGGAAGUUUGGCUCGCCCUCUCCAAGGCCUUGAAAUCGCCAAUCCACGUGGACGAGUAUAAAAUGAGAAUAUAUGCGUCCCUUUCAAGCAAAAUUGGUGAUCACCGCUUCGCGUCACUGGCCGGUUACAUGUGCGGAAACGCACGGCACCCGGGCUGCCUGACAGUGCACGAGAGUGUGCGCCUGCACAGCUGCGAAAAGGGCAAUCUGUGCUCCGUCGCGGACCAACCAAACGUUGUCAAGAUACAACCGAUUGUGGCGCAUCUGGUGGAUGGAACUGAUAUUGCUGAGGUUGGCAUAGGUGGAGGAGGAAAUGAUUUUCAGCGGGAUGCUGAGCUGGGGGCCUUGUCACCCAAAGAUAUCCAGACGCUCCAGGAACUGUAUGACUCUAUACUCCCCCAUCACAUCAUGCAAAAAACUGGUCAAGUCGACGAUAGUUUCUUCAAGUCUCUGCUUCAGAGCAUGACACCAGGACGCGAUAUGCCACUAGGAUUAACCAUGGACCUGUUCGGAGACCAGCUCACUACGAGCAUAAACAAGCUGAAUAGUAUGCUGGCACACAAGCGCAGCUCCAGCUCUGGGGUCACAACCCCGACAGCCACGAGACUGCCGCGCGUGAUUCACUUCCCAUAUGCCCGCCACUCCUCGUACGAGGAGCUUUGCCACCUUGUCGACGCAUUCAAGCCACGCGAUGUGUGGCCAUGCACAGAAAACGCCGAGCACUGGUGGCGCAAAGGCUAUUCCAUUGCCUCGUAUUUUGGGGACUUUUGUUCCGGGGCCGAUUUCACCUACGACAAGAUGGUGCAGGCGACGUAUCCAGACCCCCCACCGCAGGACAAAGAAGAUAGGCCCGAUACGCAGACGUCUGUGCAGGUCUCCGAAGACGCUGAAGAGCCACCCUCGUUGUCGCCUGCACACAGAUUACUCACCGAGAGCAGCGGCCCGAAGGACCGCGGCGACGAGCUGCCAGGUCCGCCUUCAAAAAGGGCGCGGGGCGAGGCCGACGAUCAGGACGAGUCACAACGGAGUUUGGCUUCACACAUCACGGACACGGACUCUGCGAUCCGCUGGGGGGUAUAUAAUCGCACUGUCGACAGGCUCUACGAGGGCGACUGGGGCUCCUUGCCUUUGCUUUCGACCACCGACCAUCAUAGCAACACAGAACAAGAACUGUAG
Messenger RNA from Cordyceps militaris CM01, 1749 nucleotides. Its product is annotated as DNA repair protein, putative. The transcript is spliced from 7 exons. Gene Ontology annotation, biological process: double-strand break repair via nonhomologous end joining; protection from non-homologous end joining at telomere; interstrand cross-link repair. Gene Ontology annotation, molecular function: damaged DNA binding; 5'-3' DNA exonuclease activity. NCBI's taxonomy places the organism in Eukaryota, Fungi, Ascomycota, Sordariomycetes, Hypocreales, Cordycipitaceae. The record is from RefSeq and is a predicted model, not a curated record. Bases 1 to 1749 code for a protein of 582 amino acids.